Messenger RNA from Rotaria socialis, 2574 nucleotides. NCBI's taxonomy places the organism in Eukaryota, Metazoa, Rotifera, Eurotatoria, Philodinida, Philodinidae. The record is from the annotation of a GenBank genome assembly.
AUGAGUGUUAUUCGUGGCGAUAGACCGGUGUGUAUUGGUGGAGAAGAUAUGGAUUUAAUGUCAAUAGGUGGAACAUCUAAAGAUUCUUAUCUGACAUUCGCAACACUUUGUGAUGGUUUUAUCGAUCAUAUGAGAACCGAUUCGUUUAACUACACAGAUGAAACGGACUGCGACAAUUGGCUUUGCGACAAUGUUUAUUCACGAUGUAAUGGAAAAUGGAACUGUCGAAAUGCAAUCGAUGAAGCUAACUGUCCUUAUAAUCCAUGUCGCCCAAAUGACCAUCCAUGUAUAUUAUCAUUUAGUCACAAUUUUAUUUGUUUACCUCUCUCGCAAAUUAAUGAUGGUCAUAUCGAUUGUUUAGGUGGCUAUGAUGAAUUAUAUCGUUGUGGAAUGAACUUGGAAAUAUGUGGACGUAGAAGUCAUCGUUGUUUUAACGAAACAAAAUGCGUUCAACCUUAUGAAAGACGUGGUAAACUAUUUGGACAAUGUUGGUCGCGUGAUGAUCAAGAAUUAUGGUGUCGGAAGCUUCAAAAUUCAUCACGUCCAUCGCAAUAUGAUGUUGACUUUCAAAAACCAUGUGAUUUUGACUAUCAUUUUACCAGUAUCAAUCAGGUUUCCUCCUGUGUCGUGAUUUUUUUCCGUCCAAUUUACAUUGAAAAAUCAUGCGAUCUAUCCUUCUAUUGUGGCAAAAUCUGCGAAUAUAAUUGUAUGACAACAACGACUACAGAAACAAGUUCUUCUAAUCUAUUCGAUUCAGAAUCGGAAUAUUCUUUUCCUGAGCUAACUGAUAUUUGCUAUCGUGGAAUUCCUGUAUAUGUCAAUAAUUUUACAGAAAGUUCUUGUUUAUGCCCAUCAGCCUAUUUCGGGCAUAUAUGCGAAAAGCAAAAUCAACGAAUUAGUCUUACAUUACAUUUUCGAACAGUCGAAUGGCGAACGGUAUUCACUUUUGUAAUAAUGUUUGUUGAUGAAGAUAUAAAUAUUCAUUCAUGGGAACAAGUGGAUUAUUUAUCCGUACGUGAUUGUCGAAAAAAAUUCAAUCUCUAUCUUCUUUACUCAACACGACCAAAAGUUACCAAUCAAAUCUAUUAUGUACGUAUUGAUACCUAUCAUAAAGAAAAACUCGAAUAUUAUAUUACUAUGAUCUACCCCAUCCGAUAUUCAUUCUUACCAGUAUAUCGUCUUGCAUUGCAAGUCGAUGUUCCAAUACCGGCAGGUGCAAUGAAUGUGAAAAAGUGUCCUUUGAAAUGCUCACAUGGGCAAUCUAAAAAGUUUUCCAACUCUGAUGAAUACUUCUGUCAAUGUUUUGAUGGUUAUUCUGGAAUUCUAUGUACAAUAAAGAAUAAAUGUGAUUAUUCAUCAGAUUCAAUCUGUAUCGCAGUUGUAAAUAAUCGAUCAUUAUGUAUUUGUCCUCUUAACAAAUUUGGGCCACGUUGUUAUCUGAAAAAGACAUCAUGUAUCGCUAAAUCGUGCCCUGUUAAUGGUCGAUGUAUUCCAGGUGAUGAAAAAUAUGCUGAAAAUGAAUACUUUUUUGUCUUUGUUCUGAAGGAAUACUAUUAUGGUAGUCGAUGUCAAUUUACUACAACAGGUUUUGGUUUAUCAUUAGAUGAUAUUUUUGGUUAUGAUAUUUUGCCAAAUGUUUCAUUCUCACGACAGCCAACAGUCGUAAAAAUUACUACAGCUUUUACGAUAAUCAUACUCGUUCUUGCCAUUAUCAAUGGUACUUUGUGUAUCACUACUUUUCAGACCAAACGAUCACUUGCAAUUGGUACAGGGUUUUAUUUGCUUCUAGCAUCGAUUACAUCUCUUUUAACAAUAAUAUUAUUUGCUCUCAAGUUUCUCUUUCUUCUCCUUUCUCAAAUAUCAAUAGUUACUAUUUAUCAUUUUCUUCGAUCGAACUGCUUAUUUACGAAUAUGCUACUGACACCAUUCUUUGCCAUCGAAGAAUGGUUAAACUCAUGUGUCAGCAUUGAACGAGUAUUGACCGUUAAACUUGGUAUCGAAUUUGAUAAAACAAAAAGUAAAAAAGCAGCUAAACGAGUCGUUCUUGGAUUAUAUCUGUUCGUCUUGGCAAGUUUCAUUCAUGAUCCUUUUCAUCGUGAUUUAUUAGAAGUUACAGAAGAACAACGAACAUGGUGUAUAGUUUUUUAUUCACCAUCUAUGAAAAGAUAUGCCUCAUUUAUUCAUAUUUUUCAUUUUAUUCUACCUUUCUUUAUUAAUUCUAUGUCUAUUGUAUUAUUAAUUAUUUUAAUGGCUCAAAAAAAAUCAAAAUCUCAUCAACAAAAAACAUACAGAAAACAUUUAUCCGAACAAUUUCAUCAACAAAAACAUCGAUUACUAAGUUCUGUUGUCUUAGUCAUCAUUGCUAUUCCACGUCUAAUCAUUUCAUUUGGCUCUGAAUGUAUGAAAUCUGUACAAAGUCCAUGGCUAUAUCUUAGUGGUUAUUUUAUUCCCUUUAUGCCACCAUUGCUUGUAUUCAUAAUUUUUGUUCUACCAUCAGAAUUCUAUAGAAAGGAAUUCAACGAAGCUACUUUACGUAUUAAAAAAGUUCUUCAAAGUCAAUUUCGUCGUGACUAA